AUGGCGCCUCCGCUCCGCCUCGCCGCGCUCCUCGUCGUCGUUGUCGCCGUCUUCGCCUCCGCCGCGCGCGCCGAUCUCGUCAUCUCCAGGGCGGAUCGGAAGGUUGAUUUGACUUCGCACAUCGUCCGCGUCCUCACUUCGCUCAAGGUUGAAAAUGCUGGCUCGGAGCCUGUCUCCAAAGUCUUACUGGCUUUUCCCAACAUCCAAGCAAAAAACCUGGCAGCGAUCAGAGCAUUCGGUACCGAGGGAAAAGUGAAGGGUCUCAGUAGUAUUCUUCCGAUUGAAAUUGUUGAGCCUUCUGGUGUUCCCCCAGAACUAACCUUCUUUUCAGCAUCGUUACACAAACCUUUGACAAAGGGGAAGAUUCUUCACUUAGAUGUCUUGACUGUAUUUACACACUUUCUCCAGCCGUUCCCAGAAGAGAUCACCCAAGCCGAUUCGCAGCUUGUUGUCUUUCAGGAUAGUUCUCACUAUCUGUCCCCUUACCCUGUUAAAGUCCAGACGCUUAGUAUCAGAUUGCCUGGUGGAAGGGUUGAAUCAUACACAAAAUAUGGAAACACAAAACUUGUGGAUUCCGAGCUUAAAUAUGGACCGUAUGAAGAUGUUCUCCCGUUUUCCUACAACCCUAUUAUUGUGCACUUUGAGAACAACAACCCAUUUGCAGUUGCAAAGGAGCUUAUAAGGGAGAUUGAGAUAUCUCACUGGGGCAAUGUACAGAUUACAGAACAUUACAACAUUGUUCAUGGUGGUGCCAGACUGAAGGGUGAAUUCUCUUGUAGGCUUGACUACCAGUCUAGACCUUAUGCAAGAGGGGUUUCAUCAUUUAGGCAUCUCAUUGCUAGAUUGCCUGCAAGGGCCCACUCUAUUUAUUACAGAGAUGAAAUCGGUAAUAUUUCAACAUCACACUUAUGGAGUGAUUCGAAGAAGACCCAACUGGAAAUUGAACCGAGGUUUCCCUUGUUUGGUGGUUGGCAAACAACCUUUACUAUUGGUUAUGGUUUACCUCUUCAAGACUUUGUUUUCAGUGCUGAUGGAAAGAGAUUUCUCAAUAUCACAUUUGGUUCUCCAAUGGAGGAGAUUCUCAUAGAAAAGCUCAUCGUAAAGGUGGUUCUACCUGAAGGUUCAAAGGAUAUUGAUGUUUCAGCUCCAUUUCCAACAAAUCAAUGGCAAGAGGUGAAGUAUUCACACCUUGACAUUGCUGGAAGGCCAGUUCUUGUCUUGGAAAAGCCUGAUGUUAUUCCAGAGCAUAAUUUGCAUUUCCAGGUGUACUACAAAUUCAAUAACAUCUCGUUGCUUAUAGAGCCGAUGAUGUUGAUUACUGGCUUCUUCCUCCUGUUUGUUGCAUGUAUUGCCUACAUGCACACUGACAUGUCAAUCUCUAAGAACUCUCCUUCUUAUCUGGCAAAGCUGCAAUGGGAUGAGGUGCAAGCCACUGUUCAGCAAAUCCAGGGCAUCUUUCACCAGUGCUUAGCUGUUCAUGAUAAGCUAGAGACAUCAUUGCACGAUUUGUCUAGGUCUGGAGACGCUAAAUCUUGCAAAGCAGCUCGUAAAGCCGCUGAUGCACAGUUUAAGGAAUUAGCGAAAGAGCUGAAGCCGCUGUUGUUAUCUGUACAGUCAUCCCCUCAGUCUUAUCAGAUAUGGCCAAAGCUAGAGGACUUGGUUGCGAAGGAGAGGGAGAUGCAGGAGAAGCUCAUGGCGAGGCAUGCCACCGUGGUUGACAGCGUCGAGAAGAAGCAGCGCGGGCAAGACAUAGAAAACCGGAUUUCCUCCCAGCAGCAGAAGAUCGCUGCGCUGAGGCAAGAGGUCGAAUCUCUUCUAGAGUACCUUAGCGAGAUAUGA
Molecule: messenger RNA, 1839 nt
Organism: Triticum turgidum subsp. durum (durum wheat)
Lineage: Eukaryota; Viridiplantae; Streptophyta; Magnoliopsida; Poales; Poaceae
Source: the annotation of a GenBank genome assembly